AUGCAACGAAAAUUUCCGAGGCUCUAUGGCAGCCGUCCAAUUGACGCACCUUAUCAAGGAUUAGGGAUUCCACUUAGUAGCACUUCCCACAACCUGGCCAUGCAUUCAGAUGAAGUCAAAGCAGCUAUCUGCGACCCUCCAUGUAUCUGCGUCGAUUGUGAACAGGGCUUCUACACACGCCAAGAGCAAAUGCAUCCUGGCUGGUUUUAUCGACGUUCACUUUCCAGCGAUGAAGCCAAACAAAUUGCUGCUUCAUACAUCAAUGUCAUACAACAAGAUCGCAAAUAUUUAACAGAUAGACUCGCGAAGUAUGGGGAUAUCAUUGUUAAUCGAUGGAAGAAGAAAAGUCAAGACAAACGUCAGGCGCUGCUACUUGAAGCCAUUCCAAAUUUGUGCAAGAAAGGGUGGAUCAUCCCACGUCAUGGUUUCACCCCUGAAGGCAAGCAGAUCCCGCCCAUAAAUAGCGAUGGUCAAAUGGAACUGCGCUCUCUAGAAACUCACCAUCACCUCCUCCUAAAUUGGUUGAAUUUAGAAGUCCUCAAAACCAACCCCGCUGUUCUUUUUGCUUUGUUGCACAAUCGAACGGUGUAUGCCCCUCAGGACUGGGCGUCAUUUGACUCACGACAGCUCAAGGACUCUUUUCUCUCUGGACACUUCGACGUUGACUUUUCAGCCAAAUGUAUCGUGAUGUAUGGUCUCAGGUACGGGGAGGUGGUGGACUGGAAAGCUGCUCCGGCACACAGAGCGGAUAUUCUUGGGUUCCCCAAGGCACGUCUUGUUAUCGAGGCUCAAGCUCAUCUGAUGGGUUCACUUCGGAGGGUCGUUGACGGCAUACUUCAAGGAAUAGAUGGAAAUACACCUCUUGCAGCGGAAAAAUGGAAAUCUAUGGUUUCGCUGGGAUUUAGGCAUAGUAAUGUCGUGGAAUUGUGGUCACCCUACACCAAUCAAGCAUUCUCAUCGCCUCCAUCGUUUUCUCCCACCAAUCUGAUCUCGUUGGCUCAAACACGAUUAGAAGCAACCGUCGAUCAUCUUUGGCUAUUGCAGACAGAGCCGGCAUACAUGAAACGAUAUAUCGCGGCCAUGUGCCAUGGAGGUGCUUAUGAGUCGACUAAAGAUAUGGGGCCUGGGUGGCUGGUUUUACGGGGGAUCACUGAAGCCAUCAAGUCUUGCUGGAGGUGGGGAUGGGCAAAGAACGAAUGUGAACUUGUCAAAUCAAUUCAUGAUCGAUUUCGAGACAAUAUUGCACAAGGCGAAGAUCUUCCAUCUAAAUAUGAUAAGGCAUUGGGUGCACUAGAACUCUUGGUAGUGAAUGAUGUCAACCGCCGUGGCGAUCUUCUUGGAAAAACGAUUUCACAGAGACCGGGAUUUUCUCACAUUUAUACGACAACAAGAAAAUCCCAAGAACAUGGGCCUGAUAUCCUCGAAGUGAACCGGAAGAACGGCUUGCUUUCUGAUCCAAAAUAUGCAUUUGAGAACGAGCUCUUAGAUUAUUGUUUAGUCCAAUUGCAAAUCGAACCGGAUAUUCAACAAACGCCAAACAAAUUGCCAAAAGAAGUGCCCAUAGAUCAUGCACUAUUAUUCUCUAUUUUAGAGAAUCACCUGACUAAGAGUAAUAUCAAAGAAAAGUCUCGCCUAGACGAGGUCUUAUCAAAUCUACUCUCAGAUCUAGCAGCUUCUCAUGAAAUGUUGGCUGCCAUUCGUUUACAUCGACCCCUAAGUAGACCUAGAACCUUGGAUGAGGUGUUUCAGUCAGAAAAACGAAAAACUUGGAAGGCUUUUAAUGUCAGAAGUCACUUUACCAACAACGACGCUUGUACCAAGCUAGGAAAAGCAUUUUUCAAGAAUUUCCACGAGGUUGAAGCCCCCACUGGUCGGAAGGACAUGGCUUGGUUGAAUCACUCUCAAAACACCAGGAAAGCACUGGAGGCAUUCUGGCAGGGCAUCAGGAAGGACAGUUUGAUGGUUUCGAAGCAGAAUGGUUUCACCGAAGACGAGGUAGCUGAAGAGCUUGGGUGUAUCAGUGCCACCACUACUCAAGAAUACCUAAGUGCUGUCCAAGCUGAGGAACGGCAGCUACUAGCUCAAAUCGAACAGAACCAGAACACCAAAAUCAAUCAAAAGAGCCAGAAAUCUGCCAAAACACCCACACAAACAACUUGGGGCACGGAAGAUUUAACUUCAACCCUUCCAACCCAGAUUAAAGCAAAAGACAAGACUCGCCCCUCUAUCAGUACCCAACCCUCCCCAACUAAUCCCCAGGAACUCGCCAACUACCUAGCAAAUACAACCAUCUCUCCCUCCCCACCCCCCAAAAUCCUCGUCACAAAACGUGCUUACGAAAUUCUCUCCCAUAUGUAUCCCUGCACCGCCGAAGACGCAUCCACAAAGAGUAUCGAAUGGGAUCUUUUCGUACAUAGUAUGUCUGACAUGGGAUUUUGUGCGCGGAAUAAAGGAGGUAGUGCGGUGGGGUUUGAGAGGGAGUUUGCGGAGUUGGGAGAAGGAGAGCGGGAAAAUUAUUUUCCAUCGACCGCAUCCGGUGGCGAAGAUUGA
Molecule: messenger RNA, 2550 nt
Organism: Botrytis deweyae
Lineage: Eukaryota; Fungi; Ascomycota; Leotiomycetes; Helotiales; Sclerotiniaceae
Exons: 4
Coding region: 1-2550 (849 amino acids)
Source: RefSeq, a predicted model, not a curated record